Messenger RNA from Ilyonectria robusta, 726 nucleotides. RefSeq names its product class I glutamine amidotransferase-like protein. NCBI's taxonomy places the organism in Eukaryota, Fungi, Ascomycota, Sordariomycetes, Hypocreales, Nectriaceae. The record is from RefSeq and is a predicted model, not a curated record. Bases 1 to 726 code for a protein of 241 amino acids. The transcript is spliced from 3 exons. Gene Ontology annotation, cellular component: nucleus; cytosol.
AUGGCUCAACGAACCCGGAUCGCCAUCUUCGAGUGCGACGAUACCCUUGAUCCUGACAGGUCAGCGUACGGGGGAUACGGGGGCUUGGUAUCAGCUUGGCUGAACUCACAUCCACGUCUCCAGGAACAAGCCGAGGUGCGUGUUUGGGACACCAAACAUGCCAUGCAGUAUCCCGAGCCAGAGGAGUACGAUGUUAUCCUGAUCACUGGGGCACCGACGCAUCCCACGAGCCAGGAGACGUGGGUUGUCAAACUCGUCUCGUACUUGAAGGCGGCCGUGUCGGCAGAAAACAACAAGAAAUUUGUAGGCAUCUGCUUCGGCCACCAAGUCCUAGCACUGGCGUACGGGCUGUCGGUGGGCAAGAACCCCGAAGGAUACGAGAACGCCGUGACCGAGGUCCAGCUGUCAGCGACAGGACGAGAUCUCUUCAAGCAGGACACAAUCUCUCUGAACCAGUCGCAUUCUUGGAUUGUCAAGGGUGUCGAGGGUGAAAUACAAAACACGGGUUCGACCAAGAACACGGCCGUGCAAGGCCUCUACCUGGCUGACCGUCUUUGGUCAUUGCAGGCCCAUCCUGAGUUCGAUCGAGCCGCUAUGGAAAAGGUCCUGGAGCUGACCAGGCCCGAAAUCACCGGGCAGGAAUAUCAAGACGCAGUGGCACGAAAUACGGGGGACGCAGAGCAAGAUGUUGCUCUGGAGUCACUGGCGAAUUUUGUGUUGGCGUAA